Molecule: messenger RNA, 1503 nt
Organism: Nicotiana tabacum (common tobacco)
Lineage: Eukaryota; Viridiplantae; Streptophyta; Magnoliopsida; Solanales; Solanaceae
Source: RefSeq, a predicted model, not a curated record
GCUUCAAGUAUUAACAAAUCGGAACUAUUCAAAGUGAGAGAAUUCAAUGAGAACCAUACAUGUCCGCUGAAGGACAAGGUGUAUGAGCAGCGGCAGGCUAGUAGCAGCCUUAUAGGUGGUAUGAUAAGGCCUAAGCUUACAAACCAUAAGAGGAAAUACACUCCAAGGGAUAUUAUUGAUGAUGUGAAAUCAGAUUUAGGUGUAGAUGUUAGCUACAUGUUGGCGUGGAGGGCUAAAGAAAAGGCAAUNAGCAAUGAAUUUUCUGAGAGACCCAUUAUUGUUGUGGAUGGAAGUCACCUAAAAUCUUACUACACCGGGACAUUCGUUUCGGCAAGCACGUUGGAUGGUGCAGGUCAUAUAUUGCCACUAGCAUAUGGUGUUAUUGAUUCAGAGAACGAUGUUGCUUGGACGUGGUUCUUUGAGCAAUUCAAGAUAGCAUACGAUGAAAGGGAAAACAUGUGCAUCGUUUCAGAUAGAAAUGAGAGUAUCAUUAAAUCUGUAUCGAGAGUGUAUCCAGAUGUACCGCAUUUUGCUUGUAUAUGGCAUCUAUGGAACAACGUAUAUAAGAAAUUCAAAAAAAGCCAUGCCAAGUUGAGCGAGAUAUACUUCUCUAUGUCAAAAGCAUACACACAAGCUGAAUUUGACAAUCUGAUGGAGAAGGUAGAUAUUAGGGUGAAAGAAUACUUAGAGUUAGCUGGUUACGAAAAAUGGACUAGGUUGUAUGCACCUGUUAACAGGGGAUGGACAAUGACGUCAAAUAUUGCUGAGUCAAUCAAUGUCGCACUAGUUUCAACAAGGGAAUUGCCAAUAUACGACUUCCUCGAAGAAGUUAGGAAGAUGUUUGGACAUUGGAAUUUUAGUAACCGCAAAGAAGCUACACAGACAUACACGACGUUUGGAAAAAAAUACCAAGAGAUGCUGACUUUGAAUGAGGAAAUGUCUACAUGUAUGACUUAUGAUUCUAAUGCUUAUGUUAGCAUCCUGUUGCCUAAAGUACAACAGAAUUCUGAUAAGUUCUGCACUAAUAGCAGUUGGUAUUGUGCUGGUCUAAAUAUUGAUGUGGUACCAUCAACUGAAUACUUACAUACGUUUAACGAUGGUGGGAGGAAUUACACAGUCUGCCUAUUAGAGAGAAAAUGUGUUUGUGAGAGGUUCCAAGUUGAUGAAUUGCCAUGCCCACAUGCUUGGGCUGUAUUGAAGAUCAAGUUUCUAAUGCCAGAAGAAUAUUGCUCUAACUAUUACAAACCAAAUAAAAUUGUAAUGACAUAUGAUUUGCUAGUGUACCCGCUACCGGACAGAAAUGACUGGAAUAUACCAGAACAUGUUGCAGAGGAGGUUGUACUACCCCCCAAAUGGAAAAGACCUCCUGGAAGGCCAAAGAAGAAGCGCGAUAAAACAUUAAGUGAAUUGUUGCAGCCAAAAAAUCAACAUUCAUGUAGAAUAUGUGGGCAGAGAGGACAUAACAAGCGAACGUGUAGAAAUGCUCCACGUAAUAAUAGUUAA